This is a messenger RNA of Mycena citricolor, 4146 nucleotides long. The record is from the annotation of a GenBank genome assembly. NCBI's taxonomy places the organism in Eukaryota, Fungi, Basidiomycota, Agaricomycetes, Agaricales, Mycenaceae.
CUCGUCCUCAUCGUCGCUCACAGCCGCAAGCGCCCAGCUUGUUUCGAGCACCCUUGAUACCAUCCCCUCGCGUCAGGUCCCCAACUUCUACCCCUUGUUCUCACUCGUUUCUUGACAUGGGUCGAUGGACGCACGAAUACGAGGAUGAUACUCUCAGCUACAAGUUCAAACGCCUUGUCACUGGGGCGAUCAAACGCGCCAAAAUAGAGAAAUCUGAAUCUACAACCAUAAGCUAUAAACACUUUGUUCAGGACCUCGAUGUCGGUGACUCAUUCACGACUACUAUCCUGAGUAUUCUUGUCGAGGAAUUGUCUGAGCGACGGAAACGCAUGUCUGUUGACUCGACCGCAACAGAGCGCGGCUACAUCACUCAGAGCACUGCGCAAAGACUCCGUCAGCUUGCUCUGUCGAGUCGGUACCAUGAACGAUCUAGGCCUGCUUCUCGGCCGUUUGGCACCUCAUUUCUCUCUGCCCCUCCUGAUGUGAUGGAUAUGGAGGAUGACGAUGAAGAUGCUCUCGAAACCGUGCUACAGCAUGGAUCAGCGGUCCCCGAAGGCGUUCAGAUCAAUACUGAGCUGUACGAGGCCCUCCCAUCUUGGGCCCCCACUGGUGCGACACGACGAAUUGUGCCAAUUUCAGGCAGCCCGCCGACGCCGACGUUGUUUCACCCGGCCAGUCCAACCGCUACAAGUCCUCCUCCAGCUGUGCCCUCCAGCCCACCGAUAUGGACCACAUUACCGACGACUACGCUUUCACGACAACCAUCUCUCCGCCGUCAUGGGGUUGGGCAUUCACGCACAACGGACUUCCACGCGUUUGCAGCUCAGCGGCGCACGAGUGCGCGUGAUGACCGGGGCGCCUCGGAGGAGCCAUGGUCAGCCAACCGUGCAACGCGCCGGUUUUUCCCGUUCAGCUCUCAGUCUCGACGCCACGGAUCACAUUGGGGUGAUGGUGGUGGUGGCGAGGGAAGCAGGAACGACGACGAUGCACCUCACGACGAGAACUAUCCUACACCCUAUUCGUCGUUCCCCGAACCGACCACAUCGUCAUCGUCAUCGUCUCAAGAAGACACCUACGAUCCUCUUGAAGCGCCUUCACGUCGGUUACGACGUGGCGGUAUCCGUCCACCGGAAUCGAUGUUGUUUCAACGUCCCAGUCCUGCCAGGGACGAAGGGCUGUCUGAUAGAUCCAUCUCUGAGCCCAGAGAUUUUUCGUCUCUAGUCGCAGACUUUGUGUCGUACCCCACGCCUGGCUCGCCCAGCACAGGCUAAAAGCAGAUUGUAUUCUGCAUGAGAUCUCUGUAUUAUAUGGACAAUCUGUUCGGGUGUAGGACUACAUGUAGCAUGUAAAUUCGGUCUGCCUUUUAGUUUCUGAGACUUGAUUAGACAAAAAUAAAAAGCUAUCAGCUAUUUUUAAACGGUAGAUUCAUUCACAUUCUAACCUACAAAAUUAGUGCAACAACCUCGGUCCCUGACCCCCAUUCAGGUCCUGAUGGCAUCAUUAGACCUGAAUGCGAGGCCCACACAUUUUCGACCUGAUCCAAACGGACCGCCAUGUCCUCUAUGCCAGCUGCCAUGGACCGCGCAGUCGCAGUGCCCAAACACAAGCUGCUCGAAUCGCCUACCGCACGCGCGAUCGAGAUCUUCGAUUGGACGAUCACCGUGUCGACGGGACCGAUAUCCAAUUCCGCCGAUUGCGACGCGUUGCAUGAAGCGCUGGGCAUCCCGCUCCCCGAAAUGACGUUCGGCUCGAAUGUGCUCGUGCUCGAGCAUCAGCCGUCGCAGUGGCGCUACGAGUUCACGACGAAGGCGGCGCUGGCGGGGGUGAAAAACGGGGAGCUGGGUGAGGGCGACGGGGGUGUGAAGGUGGGCCACGCGGAGGCGUGGCUGAAGAGCCGGACAGUACCAACCGCAGCAAACCCCAUGCCGCGCACGGUGCCCACCAAGCCGUAUGACUGGACGUACACGACGACGUACGCGGGAAACUACGGUACCACGCCUGCACAUGAAUGGCUCAGUGACUCCGCGGUCUCGGAAGCGGGAUCGUUGCCCUCGACGCCCGUCGCUGAAGAGCCGGGCUCGUCCAGGACCUGGGAAUGGCAGCCUGCGGAUCCGGAGAUCGGUGCUCACGCGAUCCCACUAGCUGAGCUGACGCGUCCGGAUCCAAUAUUGUUCUAUGCGGAGAUACCGCUGUACGAGGACGAGCUGCAUGAUAACGGGGCGUCGCAUCUGCUGGUUCGGAUUCGUGUCAUGCCGAGCUGUAUUUUUAUCCUGGCGCGCUUCACGCUCAGGGUUGACGGCGUACUGUUUCGAACACACGAUACGCGCAUAUAUCAUUCCUUUUCCAGCCAGCCCCCGCUUGUUGUUCGCGAGACUGGCGGGUGGGAAGCGCCAUAUGACCGUGUCAAGGCGGCUGUGCCUCGUCGUGACGAUCUCUCACCACUCACUGAUGCCAACUUCGUUGCUAAGAUUCUCACUUCCAUGCCCAGAGAGGUUUCUCAGCGAACGGGCGCCAACACUGGAUGGCGGGGUCUUGGAAGCAAGGUCGAGGUCAUCCAUCUAUAAUCUAAAAGCAAACUGUACUUGUAUUCUGAGCUCUGAUGUAUUUAUGUCAAUGACAGUUUCCAUAUCGGGAUGUCAGGCGUUUAGUUGGCUUGACAGAACAUCACUCGCGCACCUCUUUCUUGACGUUCACCAUCUCCGUGCCCAUCUUUCCAUCUCGGCAUCCGGACGACUAACCGAGGACCGAAAUUCCAUGCCUUCCGUGCCGUGCGCCACUGGUGUGGAUAGAUGCAGUGUCUUGUCAACAGAACGAAUAUAACCUUGUAUCACGGAUCCACGGAGCAGAGUUUCUAUCGAAACAAUCAAGGCUAGAUCUGGAACAUAUUGAAUGGGAAAGGAUAUAAAUAGGCCAGUGGAUGUGAUAGCUUCGCCGUCUACUCUCCUUCCUUCUCCUCUUCAUGGCUAGCAACUACUACCUGCCACCCGGAUAUCCUCGUGAGUGCAUUGAAGUUGCUAAUCUUUGCGACUUCACAGGAAUGUCAGAUCCUCAGCAGAAUAACGCGUCACUGUCGUAUCACAUCCCGAUGUCUCAAGGACACGGCACCCCUCAGAGCUACGGCAUGUCAAGCUACAACACCACUGCCCCGCCUCCUGACUUCAGCACCAACCACCACGCAUCAUCGGAGCUACCGCCUCCGCCGCAUAUGUACCCCUCUCUUCCUCUCCAACAGCACCAGGAACAUAGACCCCGUCCGCCAUCCAGUACCUCGUCGCACCCCGGCGGCAGCCCGGGCUUCGUCCCGUUCACAUUCUCCGGCGUGAAGAGGCAUAUCCGCGACAGCCGCGUGACCGACGCAUGGGGCCAGACGGUAAUGACAGUCGCGAGCACGAAGAAGGAGAGCACGUUCCACAAUAUGCGCGGCGAGCUGCUGGCCAUCUUCGAGUGGAACCACCAUCUGCCGCGCAUCCUGUAUCGCGGGACGGAGAUCAAGUCAAAGGACUUUUUGCCGCUGGAUCGUAAAGCUUUGACACGCACUUUCGCGCAUCAGGGCCACCACUAUGUGUGGAAAGGGACUCCGGACGAAUCGGCCGUGGAGCUCUACAACGCCGAUCGCCCGGAUCAUCGCAUUGGCUACUGGCACAACGAGGACGAGGUCAUCAUCCUCGAAGCCACGCCCGAGUUGUAUCAGACCCCCGGCCUGCUCGAUUUUUCUCUACUCUCCGUUUUCCUCAUGAAUUGCGGCGCCCAGAUCGAGGAGCACGGUGGCGGCGGUCCGAGCAUGGUACUCAUCGGCGCGUUAUCUGCUCUGAUAAACGCUGCUUGAGGACUUAUAUCGACGGACUGGAUGUAGAAACCCAGAUAUAAUUGCGAUGUCCGUGAAUGCCUCGUUUACAAGAUUUAUGAUCCAAUUUCGUGGAAAUCGAGCACGAAUAUCUCUUGGACUGGAAAAGAGACUGUCUUUAGAGUCUUUCCUCCAUUGAAGCCUUGAGUGGACUCCAUAGGAACCAGGACUGGGAAACUAUGCAUGCGUCACUUCAUCUUUUGCAUCAUUCCUGCACUGGGGCGAAGUCGAGAGGAAAACGUUGUUUAGGCACCCUAAUAUCUGAUAUCUUUUACCUUAGAGCAAGCUACGACUCAUUCAUC